AGACAGUACUAUUAUUUCACUAAGUCCCUCUUUCAAGAGAUUUUACUUAGCCAUUUUAUUCGCCUCCCCCACAUAUAUUGAUGAUGGAGCUUCCACCAUUACCACCAUGACCAGCAUCAGAACCAGCUAGCUUCCUAUUUCCUGCAUCUUCUCCUCACCCUCACCCUCACCCUCUCCCUACCCGGCCGGCCAAUCUCUCUCUCUCUCUCUCUCACACACACACACACAUGUCCAUUAUACAGCUCUCUGCAACUUCCACACGGAAACUAAACUUCAUUGUCUGCCACUUUCAAGGCUAAUUAACCACCUCGUAGCUCCAAACAGUUUCUAUCUAGUUUGUAUCUUGUAGCUUUCGUGAUCAAGCAGAACCCCAAAAAAGAAAAACUCUUUAUUUAUUUUUUUUUAAUUAUUUUUCCAUCAUAGUGAUGCACUAGAUGCAUAAUCCCUACCUCCACCCAACUACGUUCACAAGCAUGAUAAAGAAGCAUAUUAAAGAAAAGGGAAGGAGAACUUUACCCGUGUCAGCAGUCAACCGCCAUGCUAUAUAUAAGCCCUUUCUGGUAACUCAUCUCCAAGGAACUUCAACAAACAGUGGCCUUGACAUCUUGAGAUCCACACCAUCAUGGUGUUGUUUCCCAACUCCAAGAACUUCCUGAAGCGCUUUUGUGUGGAAGAAUUCCAAAUGCGGACCAACACUCAGAGCAACUUCAUCUCCAGUGACUUACUUCUUCCAUCUCUUGGAGCCAGCAUCAACCAAACCACGAAACUCAGAAGAUGGAUAAUCUCACCCUUCAAUCCCCAUUACAGAGGGUGGGAGAUGUGGCUGAUUCUUCUUGUUAUUUACUAUGCUUGGAUUUGCCCAUUCGAGUUUGCAUUCAUCACCUACAAGCAAGAUGCACUCUUCAUAGUUGACAAUAUUUUGAAUGGCUUCUUUGCUAUUGAUAUUGUCCUCACCUUCUUUGUGGCAUAUCUCGACAGUGAAUCUUAUCUUCUUGUGGAUGACCCUAGGAAAAUUGCAAUGAGGUACAUUUCAACCUGGUUCAUAUUUGAUCUCUGUUCAACACUGCCAUUUCAACCUCUCAGUCUCCUCUUCACAAAACAAAACAACAGCGUAAUUGGUUUCAAACUACUGGACAUGCUUAGGUUGUGGCGUCUCAGGAGAGUCAGUUCCUUAUUCGCAAGAUUGGAGAAGGACAUUCGGUUCAAUUACUUCUGGACCCGAUGCACAAAGCUCGUCUCUGUAACACUAUUUGCAGUACAUUGUGCUGGAUGCUUCAACUACUUGAUAGCUGAUAGAUACCCAGAUCCACAGAAGACAUGGAUUGGUGCGGUCAACCCAAAUUUCAAAGAAGAGAGCCUCUGGGAUAGAUACAUAGCUGCACUUUACUGGUCUAUCACCACACUAACUACAACUGGCUAUGGGGACUUGCAUGCAGAGAAUCCAAGAGAGAUGUUGUUUGAUAUCUUUUACAUGCUAUUCAAUUUGGGAUUGACAUCAUACCUUAUUGGUAACAUGACCAAUCUUGUUGUCCACUGGACCAGCCGCACCCGAAUCUUUAGAGACUCAGUCAGAGAUGCUUCAGAAUUUGCAAAACGGAACCAGCUGCCUCCUGGCAUUCAGGACCAAAUGUUGUCUCACAUAUGCCUCAAGUUCAAAACAGAGGGACUCAAACAGCAAGACACAUUGAAUGGUCUUCCGAAAGCCAUUCGUUCAAGUAUAUCACAUUACUUGUUCUUUCCCAUCAUCCAAAGUGUGUACCUUUUUGAAGGACUUUCUAACAACUCACUUUUCCAACUGGUUGUCAGCAUGGAGGCUGAAUAUUUUCCACCCAACGAAGAUGUAAUUAUACAGGGCGAGAGUUCAACAGAUUUUUACAUAUUAGUCUCAGGAGCUGUUGAGCUUAUUGUUCAUAUUGAUGGGCAUGACAAGAUUAUUCAAAAGAUUGUUGCUGUAGAUGUGUUUGGAGAAAUAGGAGUUCUAUGCAAUAGGCCCCAGCAGUUCACUUUUCGAACCACUGAAGUUUCUCAAAUACUUAGGCUGAGCAGAGAUGUACUCAUGAACGUAACCCAGUCUAACAAGGAGGAUGGAACCAAAAUAAUGAGUAAUCUUUCGAAGAGGAUGAAGGUGCUAGAAUGCUUUGGGGUUGAGGAUCAGUUCAAUGAUCCAGGUCUGAUCCUCGAAGAUACAAGUCAUGGUGACCGGGAAGGAAAGAGGCCAUAUAAUGUACCGUAUGAAGAAGAUCCACUGAUGGAGGUUGCAAAUACUAAGGGCUACCAACAAACAAGUUUGCUUGAGUUGAAUGGAAAGGAAGAACACAAUGUUAUUACAAAAGAUAGAGAAAUUAAUUCAAUGGCUGAUGAUGGUCAAACAGCUCUUCAUGCAGCUGUUCGUAAGGGACAUGUUCAAAUGGUGAGGAUUCUGUUGGAGAAAGGAGCCAAUAUGAACAAACCUGAUGCAAGAGGGUUGACUCCAAAAGCUCUAGCUGAACAACAAGAAAAUAAAGGCAUAUAUUCACUUUUGUUGAGCUAUGAAAAUAAAGGAAUGCCUCAUGAACACAAGAUAGAUGUUUCCACUCCAAAGAAAGCUCAACGCGUCAUAAAUGGUCCAUUCAGGACACUGAAAGACACAACACUUGAUCAUCUGAAUCCUCAGUCUGCAAAUUCGCCUAUAUCGUGUUCCCCUGAUGUGGAUGCUAACAGAUUAAGUAAGAGGAGAGUCACUAUUCACGUGAAGUCAGAAAUGACAAAUAUCGGAAGGAAGAUGCCAAAGCUAAUCAUCCUUCCUGAAUCACUCGAAGAGUUAUUCCACAUUGCGGGUCAGAAAUUUGAAGGCCACUAUCUCACUAAGGUUGUAAAUGAAGAGAACGCAGAAAUAGACGAUUUGAGAGUUGUCAGAGAUGGAGACCAUCUGUUUUUCCUUGAAAAUGACACAGAAAUUGUAUAGGCUUUCUACUACCUAGUGAAAUGUUACAUAUAAUCCACAUCUUAGACCCAAGAGUCAGUAGUAUCAAGGCAGUUGUAUAACCACAAUCCAAAUAAGACUAGGGUAUAUUGAUCUACCAACUAACCUCCAAUUAUAUCAGAGUGGGAAAUGCAUCA
Impatiens glandulifera is the source of this 3099-nucleotide messenger RNA. RefSeq names its product potassium channel KAT1. Bases 623 to 2944 code for a protein of 773 amino acids. Gene Ontology annotation, cellular component: membrane. Gene Ontology annotation, biological process: potassium ion transport; transmembrane transport. The record is from RefSeq and is a predicted model, not a curated record. The transcript has 11 exons. Gene Ontology annotation, molecular function: voltage-gated potassium channel activity; protein binding. Lineage: Eukaryota; Viridiplantae; Streptophyta; Magnoliopsida; Ericales; Balsaminaceae.